Lentinula edodes (shiitake mushroom) is the source of this 3249-nucleotide messenger RNA. RefSeq names its product ras guanine nucleotide exchange factor domain-containing protein. Gene Ontology annotation, molecular function: guanyl-nucleotide exchange factor activity. The record is from RefSeq and is a predicted model, not a curated record. Gene Ontology annotation, cellular component: plasma membrane. The coding region runs from base 1 to 3249 and encodes 1082 amino acids. The transcript has 12 exons. Gene Ontology annotation, biological process: positive regulation of GTPase activity; Ras protein signal transduction. Lineage: Eukaryota; Fungi; Basidiomycota; Agaricomycetes; Agaricales; Omphalotaceae.
AUGGCUCAGCUUCUGGAAGAUACCCAUUCACCGACCAAGGCCAUUCUAUCCGACAGCCAGCUCAACAAUUCUCUUCCUUCUCCAGCAGGCUCAUUUGUAUCCAAAGAGUCUUAUUCCACUGCCAUAUCCUCUCCAACCCACGUCGAUCUCGAAAUUCAUCCCAUAACUAAAUCUACUCCUGAUACGAAUUCGUCUUCACUUAUCUUACCGCAAAAUCUCCGAAAGUCAAUAUCGGUCGACUCCUUCGUACACUACGGACGCGAGACGCUUUCACCAGUCGUCACCAGGCCGAACCGAGGUCAUACUGGGUCCGCUCUAGAACCACCAACGGGACUGGUUGGGUUGAGACGAGAAUUCAAUCAUGUCAAUCAACCUGGAAGGUCCAGAGGGGAUAGCAUCAGUUCUGUCAAAUCGUCGUUAGCUGAAGAUUCUGAUGCAGACCGCUCUGAUACGUACAAUAGCUCAACAGAGCGGUAUAAGCAUACCUUGAAGCCACAGGAUCAGGUCAGGUCUUUCGUUCCCGGUGGAGAGUUGCCAUUACCAUCAAGGACACCUACGUUGAGCACCACCUCCAGUAUGAGCAGCAUUAUGUCGUCAACUACCAGCUCCAGUACCCAAGAGGCUACACCCUCGCUACGAUCAGCAUCGUCUUUACAGUCACCAGCGCGCCCUAUAGCAUCUGCGGGGAGAACAAGGAGCGGUAGUCUUGGAGUAUAUUCUCAAAAUACAAGGAGGAUACAGAUCAAUACCCAGAUUGCGUCGGAACAGAAUCAAGCUAUCACACUCGCUGUUGUUGGAACAGCAGGGUGUGGAAAGUCUGUUGCCAUCCGAAAAGGCUUGAAAAACAAUAACCUAUCGGAGCCAAGCGGACCUCUUCCUGGUCCACAUCCAUCCAUACGUCACACACGUAGUACCGGAACUUUCACUCGAGAUGAAGGGGUCGAGUGUCCAUUACAUGUUAUAGAAGUUGACGUUAUAUCUGAGAUACUUCAAUCACCAAUUACACCACUCGACUAUCUUCCAGAGGCACUCAAAAUUGAUGGUGUAAUAGUUUGUUACGAUGCUUCCGAUGAAAAUUCCUUCAGGCCUGUAGAAGACCUCCUCAAGGCUUACCGCUCUCUUCAAUUCCCGGUUAUAGUCAUCGCCUGCAAAUCGGACCUGGAAAGAAAAGUCGACCCCCUCUCGGCCUCUGAAAUCUUACUGCAAUAUGAUGUUGGAUUGGUGGAGGUGAAUCAUAACGAGAAUGGUAAAGAAAAGAUGAAACGGUCCUUUGACUAUCUGUUGAGGGCCAUACUCAGGGAACGCCGCAAUGGCUCAUCUAGGAGUAGAUUUUCAGAAGACUAUCGGAAUCCUGCCUCUCCAGAAAUUGUGAAUGCUUCUCCCUCAUGGGAUCGACCCGAUGGAUCGAGGACUGCCACCCCAACUGCUUCUUCAGCUUCUUCACUCAACCAUAUUCCGAUUCCCGGUCCAAUAGUUGUGCAAUCUUCAUUACCCACCAUCCCUGCAUCUCGCACGACUUCAGUUCCAAAUUCGCCAACACGUGCACGAUCGACUGGCGAUUUGCUCUGCGAGCAGAGUUCGAGGUAUAACGAACCUUCCGAAGUCAAUCAGCCUACUAUUGAAGCUACUAUCUCCACAACAAGUAUUGAUAACGAAAAUGCAAACGUUGAUCAUUCUCCAACGAGCGAGCUUUCUCCGCCAACAAAAGUUGAGAACAAAGACAAGGAAAUGCGUCCUGCUCAAUGGGCCACGCUGGAUGAGUUGCUGGACAAACUCCUGUUCUUAUCAGUGAGCGGUGACGAUCCGACGUUUGUAACACAUUUUCUGUUAACCUAUCGUCGAUUCGCGAGUCCCCGUAGCUUGCUUCUUGCUAUGCAGAAGCGGAUGCGCCAGCUAGAUAAUCCGUCAGGCGAUCCCAUGUUUGCGUGUUUUGCUCAGAUGAAGAUCUGCCAUCUGCUGGAAAUUUGGAUCCGAGAUUACUCUUACGACUUCGCUGUCCGUGGAACCGCUGGGGCCCUUUCUGCGCUCAUCAAGUCAAUAAUCUCAAAAACCUACCUUCUACAUUACGGUUCCGACUUUCUUCCAUUCUUGGAAGUGUUACCCACACUGGUAGAUCGAGAUAGCUCCUGGGCUUUGAAGGUUGACGAUGCUGCCGAUAGCGACGACUCAUACAGUCUAUUAGAAGAUGACGAUGAAAGUAUCAAGUCUGCAACAAAGUUGACUUCUUCCCCACCGGAAGACCCAGGAAAAACUUCUGUAAGCGUUCCCUCACGUUCAAGGAAGUCCAGCAUCCCUUUGCUAUCAGCCAAAGUCCUGUUCCCAAGUUCCGGUGCUUACAACGGAUCAAUCGAUUCUGAUAAUGCGGAAUUUACAACCAAGCAACAACUAAGGGAACUAGUGAAGCUGGCCAACGAGGUCAACAUGAUUGACUCGGGGGAAAUGGCGCAAGAGAUUACUAGGAUUGAGAAACAAUCGUUCCUAGAAAUUGAGCCGAGACAUUGGCUCCAUUUCACUUUGGUAUCUGGAAAGAAGGAUCCUGAGACGAAUACCAUAGCACGUUUCAACGCAAUGUCCAAUCACCUCGCAGACUGGGUCGUUUCCCUUAUCUUAUGCCAUGACAGACCCAGAGAUAGAGCGAGGCAGAUAGAAAAAUUUGUCGAUGUCGCUCAGAAACUCCGAGGCUUAAACAAUUACUCUGCUCUCCGAGCCUUUGUAGCGGGUAUCAACAAUUCUACCUUCGCAGGUGAUCAGACCAUGGAGAAAUUUAAACAACGUUCUCCCGAUUCCGCCAAAACCUUGCGAUCAUGGGAUGUCCUUCUUCAAGCAAUUCGAGCCCAUAGAGCGUAUCGGCUAGCCCUGCGGAAUACGAAAGGGGCAACAAUACCUGCUUUGGAAGUGCAUAUGUCUGAUCUCAUUCGUGCACAUGAAGCCAACGACGAUGUUAAAUCUGGCGACCCAACAAAGAUUCACUGGGGAAAAUUCAACAUGAUGGGUCGAUUUAUCACAAGCACUACACAAUGCCAAGCUCAAUGUAGAUCUGCAACGGACUACAACUUCCCAGAACGACAGCACAUAGGCAAUCUGUUUAUAACAAAAUACCUCAUGGACGACGAGAUGCAAAAGUCACGGAUUGCACCCCCAGAUAAUGAUUAUGAGGAAUUUUCCGGUGGUUUCCCUGCCGCCACUACUGCGACUCAAUACAAACCACCAAGGGAUAUGGCACGACUCCGUCGCAUAUUCUUUCGGUGA